Agrilus planipennis (emerald ash borer) is the source of this 786-nucleotide messenger RNA. Its product is annotated as bladder cancer-associated protein. The transcript is spliced from 2 exons. The coding region runs from base 243 to 470 and encodes 75 amino acids. Lineage: Eukaryota; Metazoa; Arthropoda; Insecta; Coleoptera; Buprestidae. The record is from RefSeq and is a predicted model, not a curated record.
AUUUCUUAUCUAUGGGAGCUAACCUCGAAUAAUGGAAUGUAUUUCUAACGACGAAAUUAUGGCUAAUGAAAGAAAACUUAUUUCUAUCUAAUCAUUAAAUAGUGAUGUUUUACGAAAAAAUCUACAUUAAAAUGGCUGAUUGUGUCUGACGUUUGACGAAAUUGAGAAGUAAAAUGUAUGAAAAUUUUGACUAGAAGUUUUUAGUUACCAUUAAAGACGUUAACUAGUGAAAUUAAAAGAAAAUGUACUGCCUACAAUGGUUAAUUCCUGUGUUAUUAAUACCAAAACCAGUUAACCCAGCUUUAGUCCAAACUCAUGUUAUGUUCAUGGUCCUGUAUUUAAUUGGUUUCUUUUUGGAACGAAAACCAUGCACUAUUUGUAGUUUAGUUUUUUUGGCUGCAGUGUUUCUGAUAUGCUAUAGUGGCGUUGGGAACUGUUUGAUAUGGGCAUCAUCAUGUGAAAACGGUUAGAAAUGCUGGAUACUGUCGAUGUUGAUUAUCCCAAGUGGAACAUUCAUUUUUUGUUGCUUAGGACGUUAUCAAGAAGAUAAGCAAUAAUUAACAAAAACGAACUAAAUUAACUAAUUAUAUAGUGAUUGAUAUGCCUGCAUGUUAAGUCGUUUUAUUUUUGUUACAAUAUGAGGCAUUCCACAUUUGAUUGUUGUAAUUUUACAAAUUUGAGAUACAUGCUGUGACAAACUUGUUUUAUUUUUUGAAUUGCUAAUUUAAGUAUUAAUCAUUUUAAGGAUAAUGAUUGUUAUAUAUAAAUAAAUACUUGUUAACGAAA